GAAAACAAAGUAAAAAAUGACAGAAACAACAGUGAAAAUGAAAUUUGCUCCAGGUGAGUCUUCUUAGUGUUCUUUCCAUCAAAGUUAUGUUGCCAUAGAGACGUGAUCUCAGAGCAGUGUGACGGAUCAUAUUCAUCAACGGGUCCCUUUAAGAUGACACACAUCAGUGGGCUGACUAAGCUCCUCCCCUUUCUGGCAUCAUCUGAGAGAAAAGAGGAAACAGUUUGUUACUGUUCAGUUCUUCGUGAGAAGAGACGCACCCAAAGACAGACGCUUCACUCAGAGACUAAAUGGCUUCCAGAUCAGAGGAGGAUCUCUGCUUUCCGGUCUGUCAGGACGUCUUUAGACAUCCUGUUCUUCUGUCAUGUAGCCACAGCUUCUGUAAAGACUGUCUGAAGCGCUGGUGGAAAGACAAACAAACAAAGGAGUGUCCACUUUGUAAGAGAAGAUCUUCAAAAGAACCACCUUUAAACCUGGCGUUAAAGAACCUGUGUGAGGCCUUCUUACAGGAGAGAGAUCAGAGAGCUUCAGAGGCUCUCUGCAGUCUGCACUCUGAGAAACUCAAACUCUUCUGUCUGGACCAUCAGCAGCCAGUUUGUCUCGUCUGCAGAGAUUCAGAAAAACACACCAAGCACAGAUUCAGACCCAUCGAUGAAGCUGCACGACAACACAAGAAGGAAGUUGAGGAAACUCUGGAGCCCUUAAAGGAGAAGUUAAAGGUUUGUGAACAAGUUAAAGUGAAGUGUGAACAAACAGCACAACACAUGAAGGUCCAGGCCCGACGCACAGAGAGGCAGAUUAAGGAGCAGUUUAAGAAGCUUCACCAGUUUCUAGAAGAGGAAGAGGAGGCCAGGAUGGCUGCACUGAGGGAGGAAGAGGAGCAGAAGAGUCAGAUGAUGAAGGAGAAGAUGGAGGCUCUGAGCAGAGAGAUAGCAGCUCUUUCAGACACAGUCAGAGCCACAGAGGACGAGCUGAGAGCUGAAGACGUCUCAUUCCUGCUCAACUACAAGGCUGCAGUGGACAGAGUCCAGCAGCGCCCCCUGCUGGAUGAUCCACAGCUGCUCUCAGGAGCUCUGAUAGACGAGGCCAAACACCUGGGCAACCUGACCUUCAACAUCUGGAACAAGAUGAAGGACAUGGUCUCUUACACUCCUGUGAUCCUGGAUCCAAACACUACUAGUCCAAAACUCAUCCUGUCUGAAGAUCUGACCAGUGUGAGACGAGCAGAGGAGAAACAGCAGCUUCCUGAUAAUCCAGAGAGGUUUGAUCACCACUGGUCUUCUCGCGCCUCUGAGGGCUUUAACUCAGGGACUCACAGCUGGGAUGUCGAGGUUGGAGACAGUACACAGUGGGGCCUGGGUGUGUUAGCAGAGUCUGUCCAGGGGAGGGGACACAUGCGGUCUAAAUUAUGGGGAAUACGGAUCUUUAACGGUGAAUACUCAGCAUGGUCACCACCGGAUUUAUCAACUGAUCUCCAACUGAAGAAGAAGCUCCAGAGGAUCAGAGUGAAUCUGGACUGGAACAGAGGAAAGCUGUCGUUCUCUGAUCCUGAUACUAACACACACAUACACACCUUCACACACACUUUCACUGAGAGACUGUUUCCAUACGUUAGCACUGGUAAUAAACUGAAGAUCUUACCGCUGAAGGUCUGUGUGACAGUGGAACAGAGCAGGUAGAGAUCAGCAGGAUGAUUCUGUUUAUAAUGAUGUUUGUGUGACUGAACUGAAGCUGUUGAGCUGAACCUGUCCUCCUGCACCUGUCCUCCUGAACCUGUCCUCCUGCACCUGUCCUUCUGAACCUGUCCUCCUGAACCUGUCCUCCUGAACCUGUCCUCCUGCACC
Epinephelus lanceolatus (giant grouper) is the source of this 1844-nucleotide messenger RNA. RefSeq names its product E3 ubiquitin-protein ligase TRIM39-like. Gene Ontology annotation, molecular function: protein binding; zinc ion binding. Lineage: Eukaryota; Metazoa; Chordata; Actinopteri; Perciformes; Serranidae. The record is from RefSeq and is a predicted model, not a curated record.